GAAAGGGUGGGGAGGGAAAGUAAACUUCAAAUAUAUAUGCGUGUAUAUUAAGCCUCAAGAUUGUGCGUGAGAUAUGCAACCAUGACUUUUGUGCCGUCUUGGAUUUUUGUUGCAAUCUCCUACCUCACUUGUCCUACAGGGUUUAUUAAAGCUGAGCUCCAGGCGGGGAAGGACCGGUGGAACAGCAGGUCCGUUUUACAAGAGGCCACCAAACCUCAGCGAUUAAUCCACAGUGUUCACUCGGGAAAGGAAAUUAAACACAGCCGAUUGAACACCAGGGUCCGGAACAACAGCACAGCCUCUCAUUUUAUUCACCUUGCGCAAGUGAGCUUCCUGAUAGAAGUAUUCGGCUCAUCCUUCAUUUUGGACCUGGAUUUGAACCAUGAUUUGCUAUCAGCGCAUUACAUUGAAAGGCAUUUCAGGGAUGAAGGAAAGACUACACAGACUUUGGGCAGUGAACAUUGUUACUACCAUGGAAAAAUCAGAGGAAACCCCAACUCUUUUGUGGCUAUGUCAACAUGUCAUGGACUGAAUGGUGUGUUUAAUGAUGGAAACUUCACUUACAUUAUUGAAGUAAUGGGCAGCAAAACUGAUCAGCAUGAUCAACAAUCCCAUAUUGUAUACAGAUCUCCUCAUCUUCAGAUCCCUAUGGGAUGUGCAUCAUCCGGGUGCUUUACUGAUGACAAGAUGCAACAGAACUCUCCUCCAGAAGUCCUAAGGGCACGAACUAAACGACAGGUACAUCGAGGCCCUCACACUGUUCUGAGAGAAACCAAGUACAUUGAGCUGAUGGUUGUCAAUGACUACACCCUGUUCACAAAGCGACACUAUUCUGCUACACUUACAAGCAAUUUUGCCAAAUCGGUUGUGAAUCUUGCCGAUGCUAUUUACAAAGAACAAUUGAAUACACGGGUUGUGCUGGUUGCUAUGGAAACUUGGGCAUCUGGAGACAAAAUAAGUAUCAAUGAAAAUCCACUGGUGACGCUCAGAGAUUUCAUGAAGUACCGAAGAAACUCUGUCAGAGAAAACAGUGACGCCUUUCACAUGCUUUCAGGCUGGACAUUUGAGUGUAGUCACAGUGCAACAGCCUACAUUGGAGGAAUGUGCUCUUUAUCAAAAGCAGGAGGGAUUAAUGAGUAUGGAAAUUUGGGUACAAUGGCUGUCGCACUUGCUCAGAGUUUGGGCCAAAACCUUGGAAUGAUGUGGAAUAAACAUCAUGCAGGAGCACGUGAGUGUUGGUGUCCCGAUGCCUGGUCUGGUUGUAUAAUGGAUGAUAUGGGAUACUAUUUCCCACAAAAAUUUUCAAGAUGCAGCACGAAUGAAUACAGACAGUUUCUGCAGGCUGGAGGUGGCACCUGCCUUUUCAAUAAACCUCACAAGCUAAUUGAUCCUCAAGAAUGUGGAAAUGAGUUCGUGGAAACAGGAGAAGAAUGUGACUGUGGCUCUGAAAGUGAAUGUGACAAAGUCGGUGGUAAAUGCUGCAAGAAGUGUACCCUUACACACAAUGCAAUGUGCAGUAAUGGACUCUGUUGCCGAAACUGUCAGUAUGAACCAAGAGGCGUGAUUUGCAGGCAGGCAGUGAAUGACUGUGACAUUGCAGAGACAUGCCCAGGAGACUCCAGCCAGUGCCCUGGGAAUGUGCACAAACUGGAUGGCUACUAUUGUGACAAUGAACAGGGGCGUUGUUAUGGUGGAAGAUGCCAAACUAGAGACAAACAGUGCAAUUACAUCUGGGGUCGCGAUUCAGCAGAUCGAUUCUGUUAUGAAAAGCUGAAUGUUGAAGGAACUGAGAAGGGAAACUGCGGCAAAGAUGGCCAAAGCUGGCUUCAAUGCAAUAAGCAGGAUGUUCUUUGUGGUUACCUGUUUUGUUCCAAUAUCACUCAGCCGCCAAGACGUGGGGACCUCAAUGGAGACAUUACUAGCAUGGUAUUAUACCAUCAGAACAAAUACAUAGAUUGCAGGGGAGGCCAUGUUGUACUGGAUGACGGGACCAGUCUUGGUUAUGUAGAAGAUGGCACUGCCUGUGGACCCAACAUGAUGUGCCUCGAUCGCAAAUGCCUGCCAAUACAAGCCUUCAACCUGAGCACCUGUCCACAGAGCUCUAAUGGAGAAGUUUGCUAUAACCAUGGGGUAUGCAGUAAUGAGGCAAAAUGUAUAUGUGUCCGUGACUGGACAGGGAAAGACUGCAGCGUCUUUGACCCAUACUUGGAACCAACUCCAGCAGGGAGUACUGAUGGACAGUACAAGGGUCCUAGUGGCACCAAUAUUAUUAUAGGGUCCAUCGCAGGCGCCAUCCUGGUGGCAGCCAUUGUCCUAGGGGGGACUGGAUGGGGAUUUAAGAACAUUCGGAGAGGAAGAUCUGGAGGAGCAUAAAAUGCCUUUCGUCCAUAUAUGAUCCACUCUUUGCUCCAGUAAAACCAACGUCUUCCGAUGCUCAAGGAGCCAGACCUUUUCUGUGUUGUGAUUGCUAUGGAAUACGCCUGUAGGUAAACUUAAGGGCCUGGAAAAAGGGAAAGUUGAACUGGUGCUUCAAAGAAAAUCUGAGGAAAACACUUCUGAAACAUACGAAAUCCAUGCUGUCUUUACUUUGUUUAGAGCUUUGGUGCAUGCCUCAGCCCAUGAGACCAAAAAUAGUAGUGUCAGGCUUUGGGUGAGGUAGGUGGGCCUCAUAAAUGUCCAAUCCUAUUGUAAAGUACGCCAGUUUUGGGUUUAAUAAAAAAAAACAGAGAAUCCAUGUUACCCUGUCGAUUAACGUGAAUAAUCAUUAUAUUGUGACAGAGCAAGAGUAAAGAUUAACCCGAGCGUCACUAUUUUACACUGUCCUGAUGUUGAAGCUGUAAUGAUCUAGCCUGCAAAACUCCCCUUUUCUCUUUGUAUUUCACACUUGCUGGUAGCUCUGUUUGAAUUUUGUUAGAUGAGAGAGCUUUUCUUAGCUGGAAUAAAUCCUCAUCUCAUCUAUGAUGUCAGCACCUCGAAAAAUAUACAAAUUAGUGAAAAGAUGGAUUUAAACUUGCAAGUAGCUCAGUUGCUUCAUGUUUUGCUUUGAAGUAACUCAUGGGGACAAAACAUUUUUGCCAUUUUUCUACGCCUCAGUGAUAGAAGAAAUAUGAGCUAUUGGAAAACGCUGGAUUUUGGCAUGAAGUUAUGUAGUGAAUUGCCUGUUUGUUCUUUCACUUGGGGAAAACUUAUAAAGCAGAGAGAAAAACAUAUAAAUGGUGACUUAUUACGGUGAGCCUUAGCAGUCCAAUACUAAUCCAGCAAUAAAUCCUACGCUAAAUUCCCAAACCUCGGUACGUUGGGUAGGAAUACACCAAAAGAACUUGUAGCAUUUUCCAGCACAGUUGAAGAAUCGGGGAGCAGUGUCAUAUCUGAAUGAUCUGUACUGAGCAAUGUUAGACCAAGAUGAAAUUUUUCUUUGAAAGAAAAUCAUGAAAACAGGGAAACUUACAUAUGAAUUACUGUUUGUGAAAUACAACUAGUUCUUAGAGUUUAGCCUAAACUAAGAAAAUUGUAUGUUUGUAACAAGUUUUGUUGAUUUCACAAAACAAGAGUUUUGAAAUUUAUAUUAUUAAAGUUACUUUUAAUUGAAGUAAGCUACAAAACUGACAAAAUAUGGGACACAAAUAAAUUGAGAACUUCAUUUUUAAACAGGAGGUAUGGGAUAUUUGAUAAAUGAUGAAGGUGAGGGAAUGAAGCUACCUCGUUUCUUAUAACCUUCAAUACUAUCAAACUUUGUUAUUGUAAGCUCAAGGCAACUAUCAGGAAUAUCUUUAUUAUGUUUGAAAAUCUCCAAGCUUGAGCUGGGACCAACAACUUUCAUAAAAGAACCUUAUUAACUCUCCCAAUAAAUAGCCUAUUCUAAAAUGUCUUCUCCCGUUUUCUAGACUAGCACUGCCAAUAUGACUGUCCAUGUCAUGGUGUUACUUUAGUGGAUGUUUUUCCCUCUGUAGUGUUCCAUUGGAGAAUUUUCACGUGAGAUGUGCAAUGAUUGCAGCUGAUGAUUACAUUAAUUAAAAAGGGUUUUCCUGGGCUUUGCAAGCCCAAAUUACCUCUUAAACAUUGCAUACAUAGACCAAGUGAGCACUAAAUUUACUGCAGCACUUUGACAUAAUUUUGGUUUAUACAUAUAAAAGUCCUGCACUUUAUGCAGAUUUAUAAUUAUCUGCAACUCUUGCUACUGAGCCUGAACUCUCAACACAGUUCAUGGCCAUCCAAGACAUCAUUCCCAUUCAGGAGAAUGGAGCGAGGGAGAAGGAGCUUUUGAAUACAAUUAGAAUGAAUUUUUAAUUUUUUUUUCUAAACAUGAAGCCUAUGAUUAUUUUUUCUUCAGAAAGAUGGCCUGGAGUGAGGGAAGCUUUCACCCCAAAACCAAAGACAUACCCCAUACUUGACAAACCUGCACCUGUCAUCACAUCAGUCAUCGCACUUGUUUGAUGAGAUUCCCUCUGUCUCAAAUCUGAUAAACCUCUUAUCAAGCAGAGAAAAUGACAGCUUGUAAAUGGAGAGAAAGUAUGUUACGAAUUUCAAGACUGAAAGUAUAAAAGCACUUCAUAGAGAGUAACCCAUUCUGUACCACAAGAGCACUAUCUAAUAAAGACAGACUAGACCAAGAGCUGCAGGAUAUAAAUGUAGAUCACAAACCAAGGAUUUUGAGAAAGGAGUAAGAUAGAGGGACAGGGCGUGUCUUUUUUUUAAAUCGAAACAUGAAGAUCUCGAAAGUUCACACAUUAAUGUGCUAGAACACGUAUGCAGCAAAGACAUAGGGAGACAGGUCUCUACAAGUGCAGCCAUGGAUGUAAGCUGGGAUUUACUGGACCAGGACAGAGAAAGUUCACUGAAGGCGUGUGAAUUCUCUCAUUUAUUGGAGGUGGGAUGGAGCUGUGUAUGUCUUAAUUGGUUAUGAAUUCUCAACAGGGUGAGUUCCAUCAUGUCAACCAAUUCAUUCGACCUGUGUACCACUGCUGUGUGUUAUUGGCUAGCUGUGUAGUGAGGAGUUUUAAUGACUCCUUGAAUCCCUCUUACCCAACCACAAUAUUCAGAAACAAAUGCUUCUGUCAGAUUCAUUCCAGUACAUUUAUGAUUCAUACUGCAGUCAGGAUGUCCAAAGGCAGCUUGAUUUUCCUGUUUCUCCAGCCUUUAGUCAAUUUUCUCCUCCCACUCUAUCAUACAACAGGGGUAGUGAUAAUCCACUCUAUAUUCCUUCUGACAAGUUCUUAACAACUCGGGCAUCUAACUUUUCGAAGAGACUCCAGAUUCAAUAGCCUUUGGAGCUUCUUGGUCCAAGUAAAUGCCCUUACCAUCUUCCACUCCAUGGCUGUCCAUUUGGUCUUCAGCUCACUCCUGCAAGUUAUUUAGUGCUUCGAUUUCGAACUCCACCAUUGCCCAUUCCAAUAAAGCAAUCAUACUCUACUGAUGUUCCUUCUAUGCUCAAAGUCUUUCCUUGUACAGCCAGGACAGAGUACCCAUAUCUGAAAUCUUCAUUUAACUUCAUCUACCAUAAUCUCCCCAUGAAUCAAUUCUCAGUUUUGUGAAGGUUUUCCUGUUUUCCACUCACUUCCUGUGUCAAAAUGUACUUGUGUCUUGAGUGGUUUCUAAAGGGCCCACGCUCCUCCAAAGGUUUACCACUUUGGUGAGUGUUUUGUCUGGCAGUAUCAGCUCCUUCUCACACAACAUAUGACCCCAAUCUUCACCCAAAGCCUUGAAAUGUGCUUCCAAAUUACCUUGCCCUCCAUUAAAGAUAGAAGAAAACUGCCAUGCUUUGCUUACUGGACCAGAGAAUGUGGGUAUUCCACCUUCCUGAUGUAAACACAUGCCAAGCCUUAGAUCAAGAUCGCAACUUCAUAUCACUAUUGCUUCUUUUGCCAGUUACCUUAAAUCCAUGCUCUCUGGUUUUUCAUUCUUCCACAGCACUCAGUUUCCAUGUUAUUCCAUAUUAUUACUCAUUUUGGAGGAAUAUUUCUGAAAAGGUUUCCAAAGAAAUUAGUUGGCUACGCUCGUUAGUGUUUUUGUCACAAGCACAGGAAAACAAUUCUAGAUAUCAGUCCACCAAUAUCACACUAAAGCCAUGAGUUUUAUUUGUGUCCUAAACGAUACCUGAAUGCUGCUUUUGGUUAACGUCCUAAUCAUAUUCCACUCCACGUCUUGCUUUGCAUGCAGCAUAAGAUGAUAAUUAGCUUCUAUAGUUGUUACAAAAAAAGUGAGAAAUUGUCUAUCAAAAUUUGUAGAAACAAAUUUUGAAUGUAAUUGUGACAACAGAAUGUUACUGAGCAGAACUUGUACUGUUUUAAAGGUUAUCAUACAAAGCUUCACAUUAUCAUGCAUACCUUUACUGUAAUUAAUCAAGAUUCAUAAUUAGUACACUGAGCAUGUGCGCACUGGUCUUUCGGAGGAAGUACUUCAAUGUGCAUGGGUGUUUCUCCCCACCCAAGUGCGACUGGAGACAGCUGCUGCAUUGUUCUAUCUAACAUGUCAUACUUUUUGAAUAUUAUUUAUGGAAAUCAUUCAUACUCUUAAAACUGUAGCAAAUUACUUCUAAGGAUUAAUUUUGUUCUCCUCACUUGUCUGACUUCUACAUGGGAAUGUCUGAGCUGCUGUACUCCGAAAACAAACACUGUCUCAGGGGGAAUUUGAUGCUAUGAUUUGAUUUCUCAGAAAUGAAUUUUCUUGCAUUAUGCAGUGAAACCUAUUCUGGUAGCUCAUGCUGUUUAUUGUAUCGUUGCCAAUUGUUUAUUUGAUGUUUUAAGCCAGAAAACUGUUUUUCCUGUCUCAUCCAUGCUGCUUCCUCAAGGAUUAUUUUAAUAACACCAGACUUCCAGCUAAAGGGAACUAAAAUCCCCACAUCAGCAGCACCAACAUUGGAGUGAAGUUCUGAUCAAAUUCUGUGAGAUCAGCUUGUUGAAUUAUGCUCAUCCUUCUGAGCUCAAGAAGAUCAGAUGCAAAUUUUAACAAUUUUUUAUGAUGUUAAAGUUAUUCGCUUUAAAACCUGCUGCCAGCUACUCCUUCAUUCUUUAAGUACUAUUUUUUUCUCCACACACCUAGUUCCUAGAUGUGUUUUUUUUCCUCUCCCAGGCUUGCACAGCUUGAAAAUUCUUGUUUGUGUGUAUAUUUGCUGUGUUGUGGGUAUUUGGUCAAUAUCAAUUUACUUCUUUCAGAAGGAGCUGCAAUGGUAUCAAAGAUGAUUUUACAUACAGCAGGAUACGGCAAAACUCAGAUCCCCAUGUGGCUAAAGUGGGGUGUAACACGUAUGCAAAAGGCAGUGACCUGUUUGUUGUUUUUCUCUCAGUUUCAUGGUACAUAGUAUUCCAUGCAUAUGGUUAUGAAUAUCAAGGAGAAAAUCUAAUGGAAAGAAAUUUCAUUUAAAAUCGUAUGUCUAUGUGUACUCUCAAACACAAAGAGUGUAAUUUUUUUUUGUGUUGAAUAAACUCCUAUAACACAACUGAAAGCUCCUAAACUUUUAUUCUCACAUAAAUAUUCUAAUAUUUGUCCCACCAGAGUAAGUUAUAAUUUCAGUUUUAC
This is a messenger RNA of Stegostoma tigrinum, 7515 nucleotides long. It is a transcript of the gene adam11, whose product is annotated as ADAM metallopeptidase domain 11. Gene Ontology annotation, molecular function: metalloendopeptidase activity. The transcript has 27 exons. The record is from RefSeq and is a predicted model, not a curated record. The coding region runs from base 82 to 2373 and encodes 763 amino acids. Gene Ontology annotation, biological process: proteolysis. Lineage: Eukaryota; Metazoa; Chordata; Chondrichthyes; Orectolobiformes; Stegostomatidae.